Pipistrellus kuhlii (Kuhl's pipistrelle) is the source of this 537-nucleotide messenger RNA. RefSeq names its product P antigen family member 2-like. The transcript has 4 exons. The coding region runs from base 1 to 528 and encodes 175 amino acids. NCBI's taxonomy places the organism in Eukaryota, Metazoa, Chordata, Mammalia, Chiroptera, Vespertilionidae. The record is from RefSeq and is a predicted model, not a curated record.
AUGGCGGCCCGGAGCCCUCCUGUGCGCUCCAGCUGGAUUGACGAGGGAAAUGGGCUGAUCCCCGGAGCGGGCAAAGCAGUGCUCACUCAGUGUGGUUUAAGCAUGGGAAAUAUGAGUCGGAUUGUAACAUCAAAAGAUGACUGGAGUUCCAUAUUAGUAGAAGAUGAAGAGUCUGAACAGCAAGUUGGACCCGUGGUUGACCAGCAGCCCAGUGAUAAAAAACCUAAACAAGAGGAGCCACCCACUGAGAGUCAGGAUGUUACACCUGAGGAAGAGCAAGCAGAUGCAGGAGCACCUGACGCUCAAGGGACUGACCUGGAAGCUGAUAACCAAGAACUGGCCAAAACAAUGACUGGGCCUGAGGGUGGAGAUAAUCCUGAUGUCAUCGGGCAUGCUUAUGGAAAUCCAGAGCCCAUCGAAAUGCCAGAAACAGGUAUAUUACUAAUUAAGAAUGCAAUUAAUGUGUUUUCAGAUUUUCACAAUAUCAUACCUUUAAUGACCAGAGAUUACAUAUUGAUACAUCAAUAGACUUCACAG